Messenger RNA from Microplitis mediator, 3085 nucleotides. RefSeq names its product E3 ubiquitin-protein ligase arkadia. Bases 321 to 2390 code for a protein of 689 amino acids. Gene Ontology annotation, molecular function: ubiquitin protein ligase activity. NCBI's taxonomy places the organism in Eukaryota, Metazoa, Arthropoda, Insecta, Hymenoptera, Braconidae. The record is from RefSeq and is a predicted model, not a curated record. The transcript has 12 exons.
GGGCCGUAUAGAGGCUAUAUAUUGUCAUAUAUCAUAUAUCAUUCCUUCUGAUCUACAAGUUUGCCAUGACAAUCUGUGGGUCCUACUUAAUUUUAUUAUUGUUACUACCAUGAAUUUCCUCGGUACAUAUUUAUUAUUAUAAACAAUUAAAUGUUUUUGAGUUUGUAAAUAAUGAGUUUUAAAAUAGUAUCGAUGUGUUGCGACAUUAUUAUUCUUAAUGACAUUAAUAUUGAUGUGAAAAAAAUUACAGUUCCUAAAAUGACGUGGUGAAAAAAUAUAUAAAUCACUUUUGUUCAACACUUGGCCGCUACAGUUAAAGAAUGGCUGAAGGUAAGAAUACUGAUGAAGCUUGGAGAAAAUCUAAGACAGAAGAUAGAAAUGGACUUUUCAAUGCUGAUACUGCGACAAGUUCAGUUGAUUCAAAUUCUACAUCUUUAGCUGAUAUAUUUGAUACGGCUUUUUCCUCAACGGUUGAUCCUACACCUCAAAGAUGUCCUGCUGGUACGGAGAUGGAAUAUGAACAUUUAUUUGCGGAGAGUGAUAUUGAAGAGGCUGAUUCACAAAAUCGCGUUGACUCAUUCACAAAUCAACCGGCACAACACUCGACAGCAUCUAAUAAUCUUGUCUUUUCAUCAUAUAGAUCACCAUCAGCUCCAAUAGCUGAUCCACGAUAUUGGCGUGGGGUUCGUAUUAAUAAUUGUAACAUGUGUCGAACAAGAUCACGAAGAGAUCAAGUAACACAGCCAUUGGAUAAUUUAUGCGACGAAAGAGCUUGUGCUCACUAUCGUCGUAAAAGAAUAUUGUAUGACAGAGAAUUACCAACAAAGCAUAAAACAAAGAAAAAUGAACCUCAUAAAUUAGAUAAUAAUAAUCAACAAGCCAAUAAUUUAAGUGUUGCUGGACCAUCAAGACUUAUUGAUACUCCUGUUGAUUACAGCAUAACCGGGUCAGCCAACCACGUCACCGAUACAAUAGACGACAACUCCAACAACAAUCUAACAAGACAAGUAACCAAUGAUAGGUCUUCAAUCCAGUCUAGUGCUGCUUCUGCUCAAAUAUCACCAGGGGCUUCUCAUCAAACGACUAAUCACGAUGAUAUUCCUUCAGCACCGGAUUUGCAAUUAGAUUGGUCUUCGAGUAGUGAAAGCGAUGAUGAAGAUGGAUCAAUUCAAGUUCUUGAGACUGUUAAUUACAGCAAUAAACAAAAUACAAAUCAAGAUAAUGAACAGAGUGAUCGUACUGUGACUAUAGUAGAUUUAACUGCUGAAUCUGAUGAUGAAAAUCAUGCUCAUUCAACUGCAACAAAUCCUGUACCAUCACAAGUUCAAGAAAAUACAGCUCUUAGAAAUAGUUCUUACUGCGUUCAUCGACCACCGGAACAUCCUCGCAUAAUUCCUCACGGAGUUCCUCAUGUACAUCAAGAUCAUCAUCAUCGACCUCCAUAUCAAGAUGCGCCUGGAACAAUUGGUUUAUCAGGCACAAGAAUGCAUCCGGUGUAUCAACGCAUGUGGGUUCUUCAGCAACGCAUACAAGAAAUUCAUCGGCGUCGACUUUAUCAACGUUCACCAGCAGUACACACUUGUACACCACCAAAUGCUCAUAUGUAUCAACCGGCUCGAUUUGUAACGGACGAAAAUUCUAGCCCAAGCAGUCUUCCCAGAAUGUGUUGUGCAGCCAACGAUAGUGGAAAUCAUGUAGAUAAUUAUCCUCAACAUCCUGUCCUACCGCCUCCACAACAACCUACAGUAUACAGCCACCCAGAAGCUAGUGGACCUGAAUCUUAUGUAACAAGUUCUUCUAUAUUUCCAUCUUCAUUGUUGAAUUCAGUUCGUAAUCCAGAAGUAGAAGCCCCUACACCUGAGGCUAUGCAUCCAAUGCCUGUUCAUCAACAUGUGCAUCAUCAUAUGUAUCAUUGGCCCCCGCCGAUGGGAAGACCACAUCUUGCUCGUAUGCCACACGUACAUAUUAUAUCACCACAUAUACAAAAUAAUGUACCACCUGAUAUGAUACCAACAUAUCCAGUACCAUUGUCUGACUUUGUUUUUCAAACAAGGCAUAUGAAUACAAACUUAGAAAAUUAUAUGCGUAUUGUUGAUUUGCGACGAAUGUCUCAUAUAAGUUGUGGUGCAACACAAGAGUCUAUCGAAAACCACACAUUCCCUCAUAAAUACAAACGCGUUAAAAAAGUUGAAAAUGGAGAAGAUGCCAUGGAAAAGUGUACAAUAUGUUUGUCAGAAUUUGAGGAUUUUGAAAGUGUCCGAAGACUUCCGUGCAUGCAUUUAUUCCACAUAGACUGCGUGGAUCAAUGGCUAUGUACUAACAAACGAUGUCCAAUUUGUCGAGUCGAUAUUGAAACGUUUCUUCAUAAAGAACUUGCAGCAGCUGUAUAGCUUAAGGUCGGUAAUGUUUAUCAAUAACUAUCGUAUAUUAAUAUCUUGUUUAUUUAUUGUUUAUCAAUAUACAUUUAUUAUCGACGGCCUUACAUUUCCAUGGAUUUAUAAAACUUAAUGCAAUAAUUAAGAGUUUUAUGUUGAGAACAAAAUCGUAUUAAAUCAAAACAUACGAAACAGUAAAAUUUAAAAUAAUUAUUUUAUGAGAUAUUCAUUAAAAUAAGCUCAGAAAUAAUAUUUUGUAAAUAAUAUAUUGUAUAUAAUUAUUUAGCUAAAAUUCAUAAUGAGCAAUUAAUAAAUGCAGUAAUAAUUGUCGAAAAAAAAAAAAAAUGCAUCAUGAUUUAGCGUUAAAAAUAAAAUUAUAAGCGAAGACUGCAAUUUGAUUUAUUUAUUUAAAAUCUAGACAUAAAUUUAUAAUGAAUCAUUAUAAAUUUAUUAUUAGAUUAUAACAGUAGGUGUUUAAAAUAAUAUAUAAUGAAUGUGUAUAAUUAGAAUUAUAUCAUAUCUUAAUAAAAUUAUACUACCAUUUCCUACAAGCUUAUGAAAAAAUUUUUGCACAUCAAUUUGUUGAUUUCGCCGAUGGUGCUAUGAUUAAUAUCUAUAGCGAUAUUGCUAUAAAAAUUAUAUAAAGUACGUAACAUUAUCUCGAAAUAAAUAUGUAAUAGUAAUAAUAAUAAUAACAAUUAUAAUAGUAA